Messenger RNA from Oreochromis niloticus (Nile tilapia), 4297 nucleotides. Its product is annotated as cysteine-rich venom protein Cau1. The coding region runs from base 3700 to 4251 and encodes 183 amino acids. Gene Ontology annotation, cellular component: extracellular region. The record is from RefSeq and is a predicted model, not a curated record. NCBI's taxonomy places the organism in Eukaryota, Metazoa, Chordata, Actinopteri, Cichliformes, Cichlidae. The transcript has 11 exons.
AGCUGCCCUACUGCUACUGAAAAAACACCAGUUACUCACCUGCUUGCCCUGCCUCGCCACUGUUACUCUACAUUAGACCAACAUUUUUGCAGAGCUCUUUUCAAAGUCACUAAGGUUUUGAAAGAAAUCAAACUAUUUGAUUUCUAAGUCUUAAAAAGUAGGUGAAAGAGUUUCCAUUUGUGAAUCACAGAGCUGAAGUGAUUGACUGAUUUGGCAUAUUUUGAAAACGGUGAUUUGAGCAUCUUUUGCACAGGUGAGCUUACGUUAUGAAAACAGCCUUUACUGUUUCGAGAACUGCAUUGAGAGUGGUGAGAAUGAUGUUCCUUGUCACGGUCCUGGGUCAUGCGACCCAGUGUUUUGAGUUUCACUGUAUUUUAUUAUGCAUUCAUGUUCUAGUUUCAUUUUAGCUUAUUUAGUUAAUUUGUAUUAUGACUAGGUUUCUGUUAUUGUUCAUUGUUUAGUAGAUUCCCCUUGUGUCUUCACCCCUGUGUUUUGGUCUCCCUUGCCCUUCAUGUUGUCAUGUCUGCAUCUCGUCAUGUUUACUGUCUAUUUUGCAAGUCUUGUUUCCAUGUUCAUGUGUUUUGGCUCACUACCCAUGUGGCAUCAUUAUGUUCAUUCUAGUCAGCUGUUUCCUCAUAUGUCUCCACUUCCCCUGAUCACCUCAUGUGUGUAUUUAAGUAUUUUCUCUCUUACUAUUCGUUGUCAGGUUGUCUGCCCAUGUUAGUCAUAGUCAAAGUCAUAGUCUUGUCUUACUUGUCGGGUUUAGUUUUUCUUUAUUCAUGAGGUUCAUGUUUGUGUAGUCCUCCUCUUGUUUUUGGUUUUGAUUCUUGUAUCAGCCCAAAUAAAGGCUUGCUUUUUGUUUAACUUCAGUUCAGUUCUCCCGUGUCUGCUUUUUGGGUCUGUACCUUAAACUCACCGGCUGCCCAGCCGUGACAGUUCCUGAUUGGAGAAUUGCAUCAAAACAAUAGAGAAAAAUUAUAAACUGCCAAAACAUCUGCUUUUAUAUGGUUGGUCACAUUUGUUAAAGUUCAGUUAGACUGUAUUUGAUUAGCAGCACCUAGCUAAUUAUCCUCUUACUUCCUGUGGAAGCAGUAAAGAUGCACUUAAUGAGGAGUUCAAUAUGAUCUUCGAUAUCCACCAUCCAGACGGAUGGCAAAACAACUAGUAGCUCAGUGUUCCAACAUUUGGUAGAAGGAACUGCUGUCACAGCUAGAGAUCAACGAGGUACAACAUAAAUGCUACCGCAAGAGGGAGCCAGGACGACAGGUCAGGGGCAGAUAUGAUCACCCCCGCCCAAGAUUGGGUACCACAGCCCAAGUACGAUGGAAGAAACAAUAUUAAGUGGGAGAGUAACUAACCUAAAAGAUAGGAUCAUGGCAAAGCUGUAAAUCUGGAGCCUCUGUAAGGGCUACCAAUAUUACGUGAAGUACCCUCUGAAGAUGUGAAUGCAGCACUAAGGACAAUCCCUACUGCGUCCAUCACAGAGACUAGUCAGCUGAUCUACACCACAGUAGCAGUGAUCCGUGAGAUGGCUGGCUACAAGAUGAACAGCCACAUGGAGCAGUACCCUCCAUGGAGAAGGAGACUAAAGAUCAAGAUCAAGAUCAAGGUAGCACAGAGGGGAGUUAGCCAACUAUCACAGUUGCAGAAAGGUGCGAUGAAGAAGGUGCCUUGGUACCCGAGGCCUUGGAAACUGCCGAGCAAAGACUCAUAGCCAGCCACUUGAAGAGGUACACUAGAGAGAUAGAACCCAGGAGAAUAAACUAGCCUUACUCCACAGAACCAUCUAAGGUGUACUCCCAGUAGCAAGAGAACAGUAUGAGAACAGCCCCACCAAUGUUGGAGAUGGAGCAAAACUGAACUAGCAUAUAGGAGAAGGACACAAUCCAUAAUCGCGAUGCUCAGCGGCUAGUGGAUUUAAGAGCAGAACACAGGAAUCUCCCGAACAGGGUCCAGUAACCAUCACAUUGACAAACAUCCCAGGAAAGGUCUCCAGUAUGAAGAGUUGGACAGCACCAGGUCCUGCCUUGAUUCAUGCCUACUGGUUGAAGAAGCUGACUGCACUCCUUGAGUGUCUGGCAGCACAAAUAGCAAGGCUGCUAAUAGUUGAAACACACCCAGAAUGGCUAACUGAAGGAUGGACUGUCCUGCUCCCUAAGGAUCAGGAGACCCUCACCCCAGAAGAGACCCUCACCAUCUAACGACCGGCCAAUAACCUGCCUCAGUACCACAUGGAAGCUCCUGCAACAUGUAGAAGAUGGUAAAACAGGCAAAUGCUAAGAAAUGGGCCAAUACCUGCUCUAUGAGUCACAGUCCUGCCAGUAACGGAGCGAUCAGCAGGGCCCAUCGUUGUCAUCGCUUUCCUAGAUUUCACAAGGCAAGACAGCAAAUUUCCUUUGAGUUCUUAAUGUGAGCACUCACACUUGAUUUCACAAAGACGAUGAAGACGAAUUUUCUUUGAUGAGUGAUUUUAAAUUGAGCACUCAUUUGUUUUGCGAUUUAAAAAGUGUCACCACACUGAUUAAAGUAUCUCACUCCUCCUCUUAGCCAGCGACUGUGGGGAAAAUCUGUACAUGUCCAGCUUUCAGAACACCUGGAGCAACAUAAUACAGACCUAGAACGAUGAGGUGAAGGACUUCAGCACUUUUUAUUACUUCCCCUUCAUCGCCUGGACCCUUUUAGGGGAACGCAACACCCUGAUGCGCUGAUUUCUAUCCUGGUCACUCCUAAUGAAAAUGAGACCUCCUGUCUUUUUGUCCAAGCCACAAUCCCUAAACCAUACAUCAUAUCUGGUCUUACUACCAUCUUGUAAAUCUUCCCUUUUACUCUUGCUACUAUCCUCCUGUCACAUGUACAGUUUUAUAUAAAUAUAGAGACAUAUAGUAUAUAUAGUAUAACUCAGGGACCCUUACUUGAGGUAAUGCUACUGAAUGCCACUCCACUCUAUUAACCGAUGUUUCAAUCUAUCUAUAUCUCUAUAAAUGUAUCCUUCCACAGGUGAUUCGCCAAAACUCCAAUCAGAUCAGCUGUGCUAUGGCCUACUGUCUCAACUCCCAAUACAAGUACUUCCAUGUCUGCCACUACUGCCCACCAUGAGUAUAAAGCAUUAUGUAGUGAUGAUGUCUCUUAAAAAAUAUUUACUCACUUCAAAUGAAUAUAUCUGAUUGUUGAAGAGUACUUUGCAGUGAAUGGAUCCAAAUGCUUUGAAGCAUCAUGUAAUACAAAAUGAAUUUGAGAUUAAAAGUAACAUCAAGCAAAUUUCCUUUGUUUUAUCCUGAAUGUAUUCAUUUUCUCUUUCAUUAUUAUCUGUGUAUUGUGAAACCUGUUCAGUUACUGAGCUCUUUCUUAUACACACAGUAAUGAAAUUAUCAUUAGAAGCAAAGGUGAUGUGUGAAAUAUGAGCAACUAAUUCAAACACAGUUUGUUUGCAGUGGAAACUGUCAGUUUGCUCGACCCUACAAGUAGGAAACUUGCUGCGGUGAAUUCCCCAACGUCUGUGAAAACAAACUGUGCCUAACUGUCCCAAACUGAAGCAACAGUGGAGCUCCAACUACCCAACUGUGACUUCGUGGUUUCCCACUUCUUGCAAUCCUUCAGGUGCCUGGCACCUUGGGGCAGGUGACCACUACAACUGAGAAGAAUGAGAUUGUGAACAAGCACAAUGCUCUGAGGAGAAAUGUUCAACCUACUGCGAGCAACAUGUUGAAGAUGAACUGGAACAACGAGGCUGAAGCCACUGCUCAGAGGUGGGCUAACACCUGCUCCAUGGGGCAUAGUCCUGCCAGCUACAGAGUGAUCAGCACCAGCGGCUGUGGGGAAAAUCUAUACUAUUCCAGCUUCCAGAACACUUGGAGCAAUGUAAUCCAGUCCUGGUAUGACGAGGUGAAGGACUUCAGCUAUGGAGUGGGAUCUAUCAAUGGAGGAGUGGUGGGACACUACACACAGGUUGUUUGGUACAGGUCUAAUCAGAUCGGCUGUGCUAUGGCCUACUGUCCCAACUCUGCUUACAAGUACUUCUACGUCUGCCAUUACUGCCCACCUGGAAACUACCAGUUUACCCAACCCUACAAGAAAGGACCCUCCUGCGGUGACUGUCCCAACGCCUGUGAAAACAACCUGUGCACCAACCCCUGUCCCUUCUCUGAUAAGUACAAUAACUGUCCCGAGCUGAAGCAGCAGUGGGGCUGCAGCCACCCAGACGUUGCCUCUUGGUGCCCCGCCUCCUGUAAAUGCACCAAUCAGAUUAUCUAAAUGCCCCAUGUCCAAAUGUGCACUGAUUGGUCAGCUUCAAUAAAGA